UUUGCGGCCGGCACGGAAAUUGCUGUCCUUUCGGCUUCCGCUCUUGGUCCAUGUGAGAAGCAGGCUGCUGAGAUGAAAGCGAUCCGGGCUGCGGAGGGUCUACUGACUUUGAGCCAGCAGGAUGAACUAGUGGAUUUACCAAACUACCACUUGAGUGCCAGUGAAGAUGAGGGGGACAGUGAUGGAGAGAGAAAACAUGAAAAGCUUCUGGAAGCAAUCAAUUCUCUUGAUGGAAAGAACAGGUAUAAGUUGACUGAGAGAUCUGAGGCUAGUCUGAAGGUGUCAGAGUUCAAUGUCAGUUCUGAAGGAUCAGGAGAAAAGCUGAUCCUUGCAGAUCUGCUUGAGCCUGUUAAAACUUCAUCCUCAUUGGCUACUGUGAAAAAGCAAUUGAACAGAGUCAAAUCAAAGAAGACUCUGGAAUUACCCCUUAACAAAGAAGAGGUUGAACGGAUCCACAGAGAAGUAGCAUUCAAUAAAACUUCACAAACCCUGUCCAAAUGGGAUCCUAUCGUUCUGAAGAACCGGGAAGCAGAGCAGCUUGUUUUUCCCCUGGAGAAGGAGCAGUCAGCCUUUGUUCCCAUUGAACAUGUGUUCAGUGACUGGAAGGCAAGAACUCCCCUGGAGCAUGAAAUUUUUAACCUCCUCCAUAAGAACAAGCAGCCAGUGACAGACCCUUUACUGACUCCUGUGGAAAAAGCCUCUCUGAAAGCCAUGAGCCUGGAAGAGGCUAAGAUGCGCCGAGCAGAGCUUCAGAGAGCCCGGGCUCUGCAGUCCUACUAUGAAGCCAGGGCUCGAAGAGAGAAGAAAAUCAAAAGUAAAAAGUAUCACAAAAUUGUGAAGAAAGGAAAGGCCAAGAAAGCCCUAAAAGAGUUUGAGCAGUUACGGAACAUCAAUCCAACUGCUGCAUUGGAAGAACUGGAAAAAAUUGAAAAGGCUAGAAUGAUGGAGCGAAUGAGCCUUAAGCACCAGAACAGUGGAAAAUGGGCCAAGUCAAAGGCAAUUAUGGCCAAAUAUGACCUGGAGGCUCGACAAGCUAUGCAAGAACAGUUGGCUAAGAAUAAAGAACUGACACAAAAACUCCAAGUAGUCUCAGAGAGUGAGGAGGAGGGAAACACAGAAGAGGAAGAAACCCUUGUCCCUGAUGUAGUGAAUGAAGUACAGAUGGAUGCAAAUGGACCCAAUCCCUGGAUGCUCAGAAGUUGCAACCCCGAUGCAAAAGAGGAUGAAAAACAGAUGGACUCCGAACACCUGCCUGAGCCUGUGGCCCACCAGUUUUCUGAAAGUGAGGAAGACGAGAGACCGGUGGCAGAGGAAGAAACUUUGUUGAAAGAAUUUGAGGAAAGGAGAGCCCUUAGAAAAAGAUCCGAGUUCAGUCAGGAUGCUGAGCCCAUGGGCAGCCAAGAAACACAAGAUUCUAGCAGCCAGGAGGUACUAUCUGAAGUAAGGGCAUUGGCUCAGAGACUCAACAAAGGAAACCUUCAGUCCAGGAAGCAAAGAGUGACUUCCACGGGAACUGUUCUCCAAGUCCAGAGAAAGGAACCUGCCCCAGAGGAAGAAGAGCCCCUUUUGCUGCAGAGGCCAGAGCGAGUACAGACUCUGGAAAAACUAGAAAAGCUGGGCAAAGAAGAAUGUUCUCAAAAGAAGGAGCUUCCCAGACCUAUAUUACAAAGGGAGUGGACAGAGAGGAACCCAAAUAAUCAGCCAGAUGCCUCUAAGGGGAAGAAAAAGGAGCAAAUGAUUAAUCUACAGAACCUCCUAACUACAAAAACUCCUUCUGUGAAGUCUUUGGAAGUUCCCACAAUAGAGGAAUUGGAAGAUGAAGAAGCAAAAGUCCAAAAGCAAAUGAUAAAGGAAGCUUUUGCUGGGGAUGAUGUCAUCAGAGAUUUCUUGAAAGAGAAGAGAGAAGCUGUGGAGGCAAAUAAGCCAAAGGAUGUGGACCUGACACUGCCUGGCUGGGGCGAGUGGGGUGGUUUGGGUCUGAAGCCCAGUGCCAAGAAAAGACGCAGGUUUCUCAUUAAAGCCCCUGAAGGUCCUCCAAGAAAAGACAAGAAUUUGCCAAAUGUGAUUAUCAACGAGAAGCGCAACAUCCAUGCAGCAGCUCAUCAGGUGCGAGUGCUUCCAUAUCCAUUCACCCACCAUCAGCAAUUUGAAAGGACCAUCCAGACCCCUAUAGGAUCCACAUGGAACACCCAGAGGGCCUUCCAAAAGCUGACCACUCCCAAGGUUGUCACCAAGCCAGGUCAUAUCAUUAAGCCGAUAAAAGCAGAGGAUGUGGGUUAUCGCUCUUCCUCAAGGUCGGACAUCUCUGUCAUACAGAGCAAUCAAAAACGACUCUCUGGACAUCACAAAAAACAGCUGAAGAAAAGCUCUACAAAUUGAGUCGUCAGAGGAGUAACACCUUGGUGCCCAGGACCAGGGGCCCCGACAGUUCCUCCUUUGGUUGCUGUGCUGCAGGAUGAAUUCCAAAACCAGUUUCGCACACUAUGGGUAUAACAUAGGCCACCUGUUAUAAAUAAAGGCAUUUU
Messenger RNA from Sciurus carolinensis (gray squirrel), 2525 nucleotides. It is a transcript of the gene Utp14a, whose product is annotated as UTP14A small subunit processome component. The transcript is spliced from 15 exons. Bases 73 to 2379 code for a protein of 768 amino acids. Gene Ontology annotation, cellular component: small-subunit processome; nucleolus. Gene Ontology annotation, biological process: rRNA processing. The record is from RefSeq and is a predicted model, not a curated record. NCBI's taxonomy places the organism in Eukaryota, Metazoa, Chordata, Mammalia, Rodentia, Sciuridae.